GCAGCUAGAGAGAGGGCAGAGGCAACGGCCCUCUUCAGGAGGGGGGGGGGCUUAUUAUAACAAAUAUAUACACACAUGUGUGAACUGUUUGGCCGCACGAUAGGUCAUAUGUGGAUAACAGUUAUUUUAGAAAAGCAUACAACCGCGGCUUUACAUUUAAAAUGCCUAUUUUACUUUUCCUGUUAGACACGUCCGCCUCUAUGAAUCAGCGCACUUAUUUGGGUACGACGUAUCUGGACGUUGCUAAAGGCGCGGUUGAGGUCUUUAUGAAGCUGCGUGCCCGAGACCCGGCUAGUAGAGGCGACAGGUACAUGCUAGUUACAUUCGAUGAUCCACCAUACGGAGUGAAGGCAGGCUGGAAGGAGAACCAUGCGACCUUCAUGUGCGAGCUGAAGAACCUGCAGGCGUCCGGGCUGACUACACUAGGUCAUGCUCUUCGCACAGCCUUUGACCUGCUUAACCUCAACCGCCUUGUCUCAGGCAUCGACAACUAUGGACAAGGACGUAACCCCUUCUUCCUCGAACCAUCUGUGAUCAUCACUAUCACUGAUGGGAACAAGCUUACACACAGCUCUGGGGUGCCAGAUGAGCUGCACCUGCCUCUGAACUCUCCUUUGGCAGGCAGUGAACUGACCAAAGAGCCCUUUCGUUGGGACCAGCGUCUGUUUGCGUUGGUGCUGAGGCUGCCAGGAGCAGCGACUCCGGACAACGAGCAGCUCGGUAGCGUACCCACAGAUGAGUCUGCUAUCACCCAGAUGUGUGAAGUCACUGGAGGACGAUCAUACUGUGUACGGACACAGAGGAUGUUGAACCAGUGCCUGGAAUCUCUGGUCCAAAAGGUUCAAAGUGGCGUUGUCAUUAAUUUUGAGAAGACAGGGCCAGAUCCGCCUCUUGUUGGGGAAGAUAACUUGAUGGAGUCAAGUCAUCCUGUGUCAUCCUUCAACUCACAGCCAUGGCACAGUUGCCACAAACUCAUCUACGUGCGGCCGAACCCAAAGACCGGAGUGCCAGUUGGGCAUUGGCCCAUACCAGAGUCCUUCUGGCCAGACCAGAAUUCUCCUACACUGCCACCUCGCUCUGCUCAUCCCAUGGUGCGUUUCUCUUGUGUGGACUGUGAGCCCAUGGUGAUCGACAAACUUCCCUUUGACAAGUAUGAACUGGAGCCCUCUCCACUCACCCAGUACAUUCUGGAAAGGAAGUCUCCGCACAUGUGCUGGCAGGUGUUUGUUAGCAGCAGUGGGAAGCAAAUUGACCUGGGACAGCCAUUUGGCUACCUUAAAGCCAGCACCACUCUCACCUGUGUCAACCUGUUUGUCAUGCCUUACAACUAUCCAGUCCUUCUCCCACUCCUUGAUGAUUUGUUUAAAGUACAUAAACUAAAACCAAACCUCAAGUGGCGACAGGCCUUUGAAAUGUACCUGAAGACAAUGCCUCCAUACUACCUCUUGCCCUUAAAAAAGGCAUUGAGGAUGAUGGGUGCACCUAAUCUUAUUGCAGACACCAUGGACUGCGGCCUGAGUUACAGCGUCAUCUCAUAUCUAAAGAAGCUCAGCCAGCAGGCAAAGAUCGAAUCAGACCGUUUAAUCGUGUCCGUGGGGAAGAAGGCUCCCCAAGAAACUGGCAUAAAGGUGAAGAACCACUCUAGCUCUCUCUCUCUGGCCCACCGGCGAGACUUUAAGCAGCUGCUGCAGGGAAUCACUGGGGAGGGGCCUCUUCGACUGGUGGACAUCAACUUCAAAGAGUUUGCCGGCUUCCAGAUCGCCCUGCUCAACAAGGAUGUAAAACCUCAAGCUUAUCGAAAUGCCUACGACAUCCCAAGACGGAACCUUCUUGAUCAGCUCACCCGCAUGCGCUCCAAUUUGCUGCGGACAUCACAGAAACUGAUCCGAGGCCAAGACGAAGACUAUCUGCACAGUAUUCCAGUGGCUCAGAUGGGAAACUAUCAGGAGUACCUGAAAAUGAUGCCAUCUCCUCUGAGAGAGAUUGACCCCGACCAACCUAAGCGCCUCCACACAUUUGGGAAUCCUUUCAAGCAGGAUAAGAAGGGCAUGAUGAUCGAUGAGGCAGAUGAGUUUGUAGCGGGCCCUCAGAAUAAGAAAAGAGGAAAUUCCAAUGAUUCCAACUCGGGUGCGACUGUGAAGAGAAGGCGAAGUAUGUCCCCGUUGCUGCGGCGGCCACAGACUCCACUUGGGAACACCAACCAUGUGGUGGGGGGAAAAAGCCCUGUAGGGGUUCAGGGGCAGCAGAGCCUCAUCAAACCCAUCCCACAGCACAAAGGAGUGGAUGGCAACAACGUGGUGGUCCCUGAGAGUAAUGGUGACGAGGCUCUUGAGCCUGAGUCAGGGGAGAUCUGGCCCGCUGACAUGGACCCUGUAGCAGGAAACCCAUCUUCACCGAUGCCGGAGGAGAAGGCCGGGGUGGGAGCAGUGGAUCGGGGAGAAGACGUCCAGAUGACGGAGGAGAGACUAGAGGAAGAUUGUCUAGAUGAGCAGCCGCUGGAAGAGAAGCACAACUGUGAGCGGCUGAGUCCGCAGAGCCAGCUAGAAGGCUCUGAAGCUGACCCUGCAGCGCUUGAGACCAUUUUCAUAGCCCCACUAGAUGGAAGCCAAGCAGAGCUGCGGACGCGGGUCAUAAAGGAGGUCCGCAAGCCUGGGCGAAACUACGAGGCAAUACUUUCACUACUGCAGGAGGUGAAAGGACCACUUAAUGUUCAAAGGUACUUCAUCCAACAUGCUAUCAAAGAGGCUGUCAGGUUCAAGAAGCGGGUUCUGAUCCAGCAGCUGGAGUUGGCCCUUGCGGAGCUGGAGGAGAAGCACACAGCAUCCUCACAGCUUCCCAACGAUCACGGCAGAUAGUGAUGAAGCCAUCUUUGCUUUGUUACUUAGGUGUAUUUUGUUCACCAUUGAACAUCACCACCAUGAAAGAGAUGUCCUUGUUGAUUAGCCUCCAAAAGACAUAUUAGGGAACUGGAGGAAGGAAAAGGACAAAUGCACUGAGAGGAGGUGCUCCUACUGUCCCUGUGCUGUCACGACAUCUUGAGCUAGAAGGUGCAGGGUUUAACUGGAGGAGGGGCCACCAGCACAGAUCCACUGAGGAUAAGUAAAGAAACUUUAAAUAUAAUCCUCGUCAUAUUGACAGAUGCCUUAAACAUCCAAAAGGCUUUUGUCUGUAUUGUCACAUUGUUCAGAGGACACACACACACACACACUCCAUUAGACAGACACACGGUAAGCCUGCAGAUCCUUUAAUGGCAGAGCAAGGGAUGGACAGGAUUACUCCUGUCACUUAUUCUUUUAAAACAGACCUUUCUUCAGCUGGUCUGAAAAGUGUUUGUAAGACUGCAACCAUUUUUCCAGAGUAAUAAAACUAAUGUAGCUGUGUGGCUGACAGGAGAAAUCUGUUCCAACGGGUACCCCUCAUAUUUUUAGUGUUAUAUCUUCAUAGAGGACGCACUGAUGUUUUUUUGUCCAACUGGAUGCUGUUAUCUGAUAUUUUCCAAUUCUUAUUGCUUUAUGUUGAUAUGCAUUAGUAUUAGGGGUGGACAAUAUGGAUACAAUCUGUGAGCGUAUAUAUGUCAUUUUAUGCUGCAGUAGCAAUAUAUAUUGUGAUACUAUAUCAUCACUAGGUAAUAGGUAAACCACUGCUAGAUAAAAUGCCCAGAUGGAAAUCUGUAUUUUUGGCUAAUCCAGUCAAUGAAAUACCUGAAAAAUCAAGCUACUCCAAUACAUGGAUACAAAAAUGCUGUAUACCCAUUAUUUCCAUAUUAAGAUAUAGAGAUAAAAGCUCCAUUAUAAAUUGUAUAGCAAAAGAUCAGAUUUCUCUCAUCUCAUUGGAUGAUUGCCAUAUUCCCACCCCUAAUUCACAUUUUUAGUCAAAAAAGGUGAAACUUAACACGUCUGUCUUAAGGUCAAUAAGUUGCUUUAAAUUGUCCAAACUGGGUCCAUUCUGUUACUAAAUGACAGUUGUAUUGACAUGCUCCUGGAAACAAAGCUCAUACAAUAGUCCCUUUUUUAGACUGAAAUUGAUGAACAUAGUGUGUAGAAGUAUUAGUGUAUUGCACAUUAGUGCGUUGGACUGGAGAUGGACUCAUUGUGUUCAUGAAAUACCUAACACAUGCCAGUUGUGUUUACUGAUGUAGCGACUGAGCAUCAGUGUCCUUUUACCUGCCAUUACAGCAAUAGAACAUGUGUUCAGUGAAUGCAGCUGUUGGUACCCAUUUAGAGGUACCACCCUCCCACCCCCUCCCACUCAUCACAACCUUAACCUACACCUAAUUUUAACCCUAACCCUAAAACCAAGUCUUAACUCUCAAACGGCCAUUUAAUCUUGGGGGUUCCAGCAUUUUGAUCCACACAAAGCAGUUGGACCCCACAAGUAUAGUGGGCUCUCCGGUUUUCGGAGGAAUAUGGUAAAAUAAGCCCACACAAAUACAAAUCUUCCUCCACAGCACAACAAACACUCCACUGAUUCCCAGAAGUAAAACUUUAUACAGAGGAAUUUCUGCAUCUGUCUGGGCUCAGUGAACAGUCACCUGUUGUUGAACCUGAACAGCUGGUAAUCUGCCCUCUGCUGCUUUUUACAUAAACCAGAGUUCGCGCUCCUCCUUCACCCCCCCUUGUUUUUACGACAGAUGUACACUACUUUUUAAUGUUCAUAAGGAAUAUAGAUUAUUUUUGUGAAUUUGUUUAUUUCAGAGUAUAAGAAAUAUUUUGAAAGAAAAUGUUUAAAGCCAAUUUUGUAAACUGUUAAACACAUAUACAAAGUGUCAAGUUUUAUGAACUUACUCUUUUUUUUAACAAAACAAAAAAUAAACCACAGUUAGAAUGGUAUCUACUGUCGAUGUGUCAGUGUGUGUAUUUCUCCUUAGAAGUGACAAUCAACUCAACGCUUUUACAUCCAGACAAACAACAGUUCUCAGGGCACAGGAUUUUAAAAAAGUUUUAUCUUCCACAAUCAGAUCAACAUGUUACAUCAACAGAUGUGAUAACUGAUGUCUGACCUACGUUGUCAGUUGGAACAGAACAGACUACAAAAUGAUCAGCCAAAGUAAAAUCAGCUUUACAUCACUGUUAGAAACCCACUAAUGCUUUGUGUCUUUGUUUUGUGUCUGCAUAAAAAUCUACGGUAAAACCUUGAUUUUAGAUUGAGCCGAUGCUGAAGACACUCCGGUGUUUAUAAGUUAACUGUGUGUAUGAACAAGUGACUGUUACAGACAAAGGGAUGGUGUUGCUCUCAGGUAUAGCGCAGUGCACAGAGUGCAGAAUCAACAACAGCAAUGUCUACCUGCAGCCUCUUGUCACCAGCUGUAUUGUGUGUGUAGGUUUAUGUGUUGUGGAGGUGAGCUGUUUGAGAGCUGUAGGAGUUGUCCUGCAAUGCAAAGGUACAAUUGUGUGACUCUGUCAACCGGCUGUGACCAAUUUAACCAACGUAAAUCAUGUUUUACUGCGCUAUCUUUUUAAUCAUCUUGUGACCGACUGACCUACUGGAACCACACAGCCAGUUAAAAGACAGCACUUUCAUAAAUCCUCCAACCCUAAAAGAAGUGUUUUCCCUCUAUAUUCUGCACAAUAUAAUAAACAAAUUAGAAACCUUCAGAAAAUAAAGACAGCUGUCAUCUUAGAUGCAUUUCAUUUGAUUAAUCCAUAAAUCCAUCAAAAAUAACAUAUUAUCUGACUAACUAACAUGAACACCGAUGUGUUUAGUCCAAGAGAAACCACAUUCAGCUGAAACUAGUAAAGAGGAGAGAUGAACAUAAAACACUAAAUGCUGUAAAAGUUGAACAGUUACAACUUGUAACCGCUUGAGAAGCUUCCCGGAGACCGAAGGUUCAGCCCCCACUGACACCUAGAGGCCAACAUCAACACCUGCAGGUCUUUUGAUCAGGUGGAAUUUUUGAGAUGCAGCACCGCAGCAGCAAGGACAGGCUUGUAGUCCACCUCUGCAUGCAAGUCAUUAUAAUAGUGACUUGAUAGCAUUAGCAGUUCUAGCCAAUUUCUUAAUGUUUUCUGAAAAAGGAAGGCAGGACAGUAAAUGACUGAU
Messenger RNA from Xiphias gladius (swordfish), 6039 nucleotides. It is a transcript of the gene ints6l, whose product is annotated as integrator complex subunit 6 like. Gene Ontology annotation, biological process: snRNA 3'-end processing. The transcript is spliced from 18 exons. The record is from RefSeq and is a predicted model, not a curated record. Gene Ontology annotation, cellular component: integrator complex. Bases 162 to 2855 code for a protein of 897 amino acids. Lineage: Eukaryota; Metazoa; Chordata; Actinopteri; Istiophoriformes; Xiphiidae.